AUGGCGGAGGAGGUAUCUGUGACGACGACGCGGCACGGCGUGCGGUUCGACAGCAACGUGGAGAAGGCGGAGCACAACCAGUACUGGUACACACCGCACACCGUCCGCGCGCUCCUCGACGAGGUGCGCCACCACGCAACGGCGUGCGCGUUCCUCUCGACGCCGUCGCUCUACUUCGCCCUGAUGGAUGCCAGCGCCAGUAACGACGACGGCAACAACGAGAGCAGCACCAGCGGGGAGGACGGCGCUGCGGCGCAGCUGCGGGCGAAGAGCCGCCUGUUCGAGUACGACCGACAGUGGGAGAUGGAGCCGGGAUUUGUGCAUUACGACUACCACAAGCCGGAGCACGUGCCGGUGCAGCACCUCGGCGCCUUCGACUAUGUUCUCGCCGACCCGCCGUUCAUCACGGAGGACGUGUGGACUGCGUACGUGCACACCGCGAAGCUGCUGCUGCGGCCUGGUGGCAAGGUGCUCUUCACCACCGUGAUGGAGAACCACACGGUACUAGAGGGCCUCCUCGACGCACCCCUUUUUAUCGCGUCGUUCCGCCCCGCGAUUGCCCACCUCACGUACCAGUACGUCUGCUUCACAAACUACGGGGCCACACGGCUCGCGCAGGCGAACGCGGAGCUGCCACCAGAGGAUCCAAAGAUCACGGCGGCAAUUCAGAUGGCGAAUGAUCUGCGCGAGUCGGAGCAGGCGUUCACAGCGCAGAUGCGGCAGCGGGACCGGAAAGGUGAACAGCCGCUUCCCGCCGCCCUACACCACCAGCAGCAGGAGCAACAGAACAGAAGCACCAUGGAGGAAACACCGGUUGGCAAUGGCAAUGGCAACAACGCCGCUGCGAUGGCGGACAUCCCACUUAGUGCGAUGAAGUGGGGCUACAUCCCUGAGGGGCUGACGAUGUACGCAAACGGCAACGACGCACCACCUGCGGAGCGAAGCGGCAGCGACGGUACGGACGAGUACGGCGACGCCUACCGCGGGGUUGUGGCGCUACGGGAGACGCUUGACGCAUUCAAGCGGCACAUUGACCUCGCGCAGAAGCACCUUGACCAACUGCUGAAGCUGCAGCAGAAACGCGCCAAGCAGGACCAGGGGAAGAUGGCGGAGCUGUCGGCCACUGAUGCCGCCUUUGCGGCUGGCCGAGAACAACUCACCGCGACACUUGAGAGUAUGCGUGGCUUUAUCGUCACCGCUGAGGCGAGCGAGGCGCGCCUGGCCGAUGUGUGUGGCGAGACGGUGCUCAGCUACAUCGCCGCCAUGAAAGAGUGCGUGGAGGCGUACGCGAAGGUUGAGGUGCGGAAGCAGGAGCUGAGCGAGCUUGCGGCGGACGCCACACGCAAGUACAAGUCCCCAGUCUUCAACCGAAUGAAGGAGCUCCUGCAGCGGCUGAAGGAGAUAAAAAAGCAGCACCAACAACAACAACAACAACAAAAGGAGGAGGGUCAGUCAACGGUGGCAUGCGACGCCGCAGCCAGUUGA
Molecule: messenger RNA, 1485 nt
Organism: Trypanosoma grayi
Lineage: Eukaryota; Euglenozoa; Kinetoplastea; Trypanosomatida; Trypanosomatidae
Exons: 1
Coding region: 1-1485 (494 amino acids)
Molecular function (GO): protein-lysine N-methyltransferase activity
Source: RefSeq, a predicted model, not a curated record